AGAAGCAAGCUCAUAUAUCAUAGUUAUAGUCUGAUAGAUAUGGAUAUGGCUUUUACGCACAUUUGUUUAUGGACAUUACUCGUCUUCCCUAUAACGUGGACUGUGUUCUACUUUACAAACAAGAAAAAGAAGCCGACCGUGGAGAUGGCGGAUGCGACAGCAGAGAAGAGAAGAGACGGUGCUGCCGAUGUCAUCAUCGUUGGAGCUGGUGUCGGCGGCUCGGCUCUCGCAUAUGCUCUUGCUAAGGACGGGCGUCGAGUACAUGUGAUAGAGAGGGACAUGAGAGAACCAGAGAGAAUGAUGGGUGAGUUUAUGCAACCUGGAGGACGACUCAUGCUUUCUAAGCUUGGCCUUCAAGAUUGCCUAGAUGGUAUAGAUGCCCAAAAAGCAACGGGCAUGGCAGUUUAUAAGGAUGGAAAAAACGCAAUCGCAUCUUUUCCGGUGGACAACAACUUUCCUUAUGAUCCUUCUGCUCGGUUUUUUCACAAUGGCCGAUUUGUCCAACGACUGCGGCAAAAGGCUUCUUCUCUUCCUAAUGUGCGGCUCGAAGAAGGAACGGUGAAGUCAUUAAUAGAAGAAGAAGGAGUUAUCAAAGGAGUGACAUAUAAGAAUAAAGCAGGCGAAGAAACAACAGCCUUGGCACCUCUCACUGUCGUAUGCGACGGUUGUUAUUCAAACCUUCGCCGGUCUCUUAACGACAACAGUGCGGCUGUUCUGUCUUACCAAGUUGGUUACAUCACAAAAAAUUGCCGGCUUGAAGAUCCAGAAAACCUUCACUUGAUAAUGACUAAACCCUCCUACAUCAUAUUGUAUCAAAUAAGCAGCACCGAUGUUCGUUGUGGUUUCGAGCUUUUCCCCGACAAUUUUCCUUCUAUUGCAAAAGGUGAAAUGGCUACUUUUGUAAAGAACAACCUUGCUCCUGAGGUACCUCCAAAACUUCGCGAAAUAUUUUUGAAAGGUUUAGAUGAGGGAGCACACAUAAAAGUUGUGCCAGCGAAGUGCAUGUCAGCUACUUUAAGCAAGAAAAAAGGGGUGAUUGUGUUGGGAGAUGCAUUCAACAUGCGUCAUCCAUCAGUCGCGGCUGGAAUGAUGGUUUUAUUUUCUGAUAUUCUCAUUCUACGUCGUCUUCUCCAGCCACUAAGCAACCUUGGUGAUGCUAACAAAGUCUCCGAAGUCAUUAAGUCCUUUUAUAGUAUCCGCAAGCCAAUGUCAGCGACAGUGAACAUAUUAGGAAACGCAUUUUCUCAAGCACUAGUUGCAUCGACGGACGAAGCAAAAGAGGCAAUGAGACAAGGUUGCUAUGAUUACCUCACUAGUGGCGGGUUUCGCACGUCAGGUCUGAUGGCUCUACUCGGCGGCAUGAAUCCUCGUCCACUAUCUCUCAUCUAUCAUCUUUGUGCUAUCACUCUACAUUCCAUUGGCCAUCUUCUUUCUCCAUUUCCUUAUCCCCUUCGCAUUUGGCAUAGCCUCAGGCUUUUUGGUUUGUCUAUGAAAAUGUUGGUUCCUCAUCUCAAGGCUGAGGGAGUUAGCCCAAUAUUAUUUCCAGCAAGCGCAGCAGCAUAUCGCAAAAGCUAUAUGGCAACCACCGCUCUUUAAACACCGAUCCUCUAAGCAGCUAAUAAAUAUACCAUAUAUGGAGCACAAAUCUUUUUAAAAUUUUACUAAUUUGUUGAAAUUAUAUAGCAUAUAUUGCUUGUAUCUAAAAAUAUUGUCUCCAUGAAGGCAUGAAGUCUUACUGUAGCUGUCUCAAUAAUUGAUGAACUGAUGUGGUGAGGUUUAUGUUGUCAUAUUCAUAUAAAGCAGCCAAAAAGAGUUAAGUCUA
Messenger RNA from Capsella rubella, 1822 nucleotides. RefSeq names its product squalene epoxidase 5. NCBI's taxonomy places the organism in Eukaryota, Viridiplantae, Streptophyta, Magnoliopsida, Brassicales, Brassicaceae. The transcript is spliced from 8 exons. The coding region runs from base 40 to 1596 and encodes 518 amino acids. Gene Ontology annotation, cellular component: membrane; endoplasmic reticulum. Gene Ontology annotation, molecular function: squalene monooxygenase activity; flavin adenine dinucleotide binding. The record is from RefSeq and is a predicted model, not a curated record. Gene Ontology annotation, biological process: sterol biosynthetic process.